This is a messenger RNA of Colletotrichum higginsianum IMI 349063, 1230 nucleotides long. RefSeq names its product Mitochondrial chaperone. The transcript has a single exon. NCBI's taxonomy places the organism in Eukaryota, Fungi, Ascomycota, Sordariomycetes, Glomerellales, Glomerellaceae. The record is from RefSeq and is a predicted model, not a curated record. The coding region runs from base 1 to 1230 and encodes 409 amino acids.
AUGGGAAGAACUCAGCCUUCAGUCGGACAACCGCCGGCGGCAUUCCGCAAGGCUGCGCGCGCCAAGAAGGCCAAGGUCACCCUCAAUCAACUCAUUCCGUCACUACUUCCCACGCAUCCAAGAGCUCGUCGAGGAGUCGACGGCGCGGAACUCAUUAUCGAACCAAAACCCAUAACCAUAACUCAAGGAUCAGUGGCUUCAAGCAACCCGCCCAAUCAAACCUACUCCAACAACUCGCCGCCUCGCAUCCGGCUUCAAGUGGCCGAUACCCUCACAGCUGCCCACUCGCUGUUGGGCAGGGAUUCGGUCCCGGAUAGACCCGCGGACCUGAGCAACAAGGAGGCCAGAGUUGCCAUUUUAAAUAUGGCGUCACCACUUACACCGGGUGGUGGCUUCGUCAACGGGGCCAGCAGCCAGGAAGAAUCUCUAUGUAUGCGCACCACUUUGUUACCGUCCCUGAAAGACGAAUACUACCGUCUGCCGGAACUCGGUGCUGUCUACACGCCAGACGUUUUGGUCUUCAGAGACGAUGACUCGGACGAAGUUCUGGAGAAGAAGGAUCGCUGGUUCGUCGACUGCAUCAGUGCCGCGAUGCUACGGAACCCCGAAACUGAACGGGACGAGGCGUCAGGAUUCAGCUACUACGUUCAUGAAAAAGACCGCCAGCUCAUUCUGGAGAAGAUGAAGGUUGUGUUGCGAGUCUGUCAGAUGAAGGGCGUCAAGAAGAUCGUCCUCGGCGCCUGGGGCUGCGGUGCAUACGGCAACCCGGUGGCCGAGGUCGCCAAAGCCUGGAGGAAGGCCCUCGUCUUGAGAACCGACACGAAAGGAAAGAAGAAAGGAACCAAGGAGACAUGGGAAGGAAUAGAAGAGGUGGUGUUCGCCAUCAAGGACUCUGGUAUGGCUGAUGCUUUCGAGGAAGCCUUCGGCAAGGGUAUCGAGCGAGACGAGCCGGACGAAACGAGCGACGAAGAAGAGGAGGAAUUGGAUGUGGGCGAGAGAAACAAGGCGGAGCUUCAGGCCAGGAUCGGCGAGCUGAAGCAGCGUAUCGAUGCGACAUCCAACCCGCAACUAAAGCAAGGACUUGACGCGAUCCUCGCAGGACUGAUAAGCCAGUUGGCUUUGGAUAGUACGGGAGAAGGCGGUGGCAGCGACGAAGACGACAGCGAGCAGAUUGACGAGGAGGAGGAGGAUGACGAGGAUGAGGAUGACGAAGGAGGUUCUAGAAUAUAG